AUGACUUUCAUCAAUUAUUCAUAUUCCCAACUACAAGCUCUUCCCAUGGAAACACAGAGAACGGCAUUAAUGCCUAAAAAUCGGAUCAUUUCAGAGUCCACGGGUCUCUACAAGCUUCAGUUGUCGCCGCAAAAUCGCAAAACUCCUCCCUCGCCCACAAAAUCUACUAGAGGCCUACAUGUCGCAGUGCCAAUAGUUAAGCAGAAGCAAGAAACAGCACCAGACCGCAACGAAAUUCUCCGCAAAUAUGCUAGCAAACAAGCCAAGUUGAUGGAGUUGGAGAAGCUGGCAGAGCUUGUUCGCUUUGAAAUUUUGGAGCUCCAGGCCCAGCUUGAAACGGAACUCAAUAGCGAUAGACCUGAUGCACCUUUCCUCCAGGAAGACAUUGCUCGCCUCAAGAAGAAGGUAAGCAGCAUUUUCCAAAGCCCCAAAAAGGAGCAAGAAAAGAGAGACUUGCCUCACCAGCCUCCCUUGGAUUUUCCAGAAUUUGCACCACAAAAUAAUAUGCAUAUACCUUCCCACAAUGAAAAACAAGGUUUGGUGUCUUUAUCCAAAACGCAGUCUGAUUUCUUUCCCCCACCCAAAAUGGCUCUGAUGCACCAGCAAUUGAAAAAGAAAACCUCUGGUAUGUUUCCUGACCAUGAGCAGUUGAAGAAAAAAGCGUCAAAAAUAUUUCCUGAUCAGAACCAGCUCAAACAGAAAGCGUCGAUGAUGUUCAACAACAAGUUCAUGACUGAAGUAAAGGGAAAAAUGGACCAACAGCAGGCCGAAAUCGACAAGUUCACUGAAAAGAGUUUUGGUUUCGCUCGCAACUUCAUUACUUCACUCUCCCCAAAGAAGGAAAAGAGUCCGUUGGUUGAAUCUUCUUUUAUGUUUGAUAACGUGGCUCCUGAAACCAGCAUCAACAAAUCUAUCCUACUAAGCGAAGAUGAAUCGGAAACCUCUGUUCUUCACUUCCACGAAGAUUCAAUCAUAGAUCGUUCUAUUGUGGAUAUUGAUGACUACAGUAGUGAGGAGGAGUAA
Clavispora lusitaniae ATCC 42720 is the source of this 1023-nucleotide messenger RNA. RefSeq lists its product as uncharacterized. NCBI's taxonomy places the organism in Eukaryota, Fungi, Ascomycota, Pichiomycetes, Serinales, Metschnikowiaceae. The record is from RefSeq and is a predicted model, not a curated record.